Molecule: messenger RNA, 3786 nt
Organism: Protopterus annectens (West African lungfish)
Lineage: Eukaryota; Metazoa; Chordata; Ceratodontiformes; Protopteridae
Product: metabotropic glutamate receptor 6-like
Exons: 10
Coding region: 48-2768 (906 amino acids)
Biological process (GO): regulation of synaptic transmission, glutamatergic; G protein-coupled glutamate receptor signaling pathway
Cellular component (GO): membrane
Molecular function (GO): adenylate cyclase inhibiting G protein-coupled glutamate receptor activity
Source: RefSeq, a predicted model, not a curated record
AGGUUAUUAUCAGGAGGUGAGACUAGAAGGUAACUUCUGCAGUAAGCAUGGGGCAUCCUCUUCACUGCACAAGAAAUCAUGGAACAGUCUAUAUCCUAUGGCUUCUAGGAACUGUAGUUGAAUAUAUGCAGAGCCAUCAGGCAGGACAACCACAUUCCAUUAAACUAGAUGGUGAUAUUACUCUGGGAGGGCUGUUCCCUGUUCAUGCCAAAGGACCAAUGGGUGUCUCUUGUGGAGAACUGAAGAAGGAGAAAGGUGUUCAUCGUCUGGAAGCUAUGUUGUAUGCUUUGGACCAAAUCAAUAGUGACACAGAUCUACUCCCUAAUAUUACUCUGGGUGCUCGAAUCUUAGACACAUGUUCUAGGGACACUUAUGCUUUGGAGCAGUCACUCACAUUUGUCCAGGCUCUUAUCCAAAAAGAUAUGACAGAUGUUCGUUGCUCUAAUGGGGAAAUACCCACCAUUAACAAACCAGAGAGGGUGGUGGGUGUCAUUGGUGCCUCCUCAAGCUCUGUGUCCAUCAUGGUGGCUAACGUUCUCAGACUGUUUGCAAUCCCACAGAUCAGCUAUGCUUCCACUGCUCCAGAGCUCAGUGACAAUAACCGCUAUGAUUUCUUUUCCCGGGUGGUCCCCCCAGACUCGUACCAAGCACAGGCUAUGGUGGAUAUUGUGAAGGCUCUUGGAUGGAACUAUGUUUCUACACUUGCCUCAGAGGGCAACUAUGGCGAGAGUGGUGUAGAAGCAUUUAUGCAGAUAUCACGGGAGGCUGGAGGAGUGUGUAUUGCACAAUCAGUGAAAAUUCCAAGAGAGCCCAAACCAGGAUUCUUUGACAAAACCAUCCAGAGAUUAAUGGAAACCUCUAAUGCUCGAGGAAUCAUAAUAUUUGCCAAUGAAGAUGACAUCAAACGAGUUCUUGAGGCAGCCAAAAGGGCCAAUCAGACGGGUCACUUUCUCUGGGUAGGGUCAGACAGCUGGGGAUCAAAGAUAUCACCAGUACUGAACCAAGAGGAUGUAGCUGAAGGAGCGGUCACCAUCCUGCCAAAAAGGGCAUCAAUUGAUGGUUUUGACCGCUACUUUACCAGUCGAUCUCUGGAAAAUAACAGGAGGAACAUCUGGUUUGCAGAGUUCUGGGAAGAUGAUUUUCAAUGUAAACUGACUCACAGUGGCACAUCAGAAGGGGAGCAAACUAGAAAGUGCACUGGUGAGGAGCGUAUUGGCAUAGACUCAGCAUAUGAGCAGGAAGGAAAGGUACAGUUUGUGAUAGAUGCAGUCUACGCUAUGGCCAAUGCCUUGCAUAGCAUGCACAUGGACCUGUGUCCAGGCUUCAUUGGUGUAUGUGACAAGAUGGAUCCAAUUGAUGGAAAGCUACUACUUCAGUACAUAAGAUCUGUGAACUUUAAUGGUAGUGCUGGAACCCCUGUGAUGUUUAAUGAAAAUGGUGAUGCCCCAGGACGGUAUGACAUCUUUCAAUACCAGAUGACUAAUACCACAUCAGCUGGUUAUAAGGUGAUUGGCCAAUGGACAGACCAACUACGGCUCAAUAUGGAGGAGAUGCAGUGGUAUGAAGGAGAACAAGAGAUACCUUCCUCAGUCUGCAGUCUUCCCUGUAACCCAGGUGAAAGGAAGAAGAGGGUGAAAGGUGUACCAUGCUGUUGGCUGUGUGAGCUAUGUGAUGGCUAUCAAUACCAGCUGGAUGAAUUUAACUGUGAGCUUUGCCCCUUUGAUAUGAGGCCUACUGAAAAUCGCACAUCCUGUCGUCCAAUCCCUAUCAUUAAGCUAGAAUGGCAGUCACCAUGGGCAAUUUUACCUAUCUUUCUUGCCAUGUUGGGUAUCCUGGCAACUACUUUUGUAAUUACAACCUUCAUGCGUUACAAUGACACACCUAUUGUUCGUGCUUCAGGGCGUGAACUCAGUUAUGUCCUCCUCACUGGAAUAUUUCUGAUUUAUGCAAUUACUCCUCUAAUGAUUGCCGAACCAGGUGUAGUGGUGUGUGCUUUUCGUAGAAUUUUUUUAGGCCUUGGAAUGUGCAUUAGCUAUGCUGCAUUGCUGACCAAAACAAAUCGCAUUUAUCGCAUCUUUGAGCAAGGCAAAAAAUCAGUGACACCGCCAAAAUUCAUCAGUCCUACCUCCCAGCUGGUAAUCACAUUUAGCUUGAUUGCAGCCCAGUUUGUUGCUGUUAUUAUCUGGUUGGGUGUGGCCCCACCACAUACUCAUAUAGACUAUGAAGAGCAGAGGACAACAAACGCUGAGUUUGCUCGUGGGAUACUCAAAUGUGACAUGUCAGACUUAUCACUCAUCUGCUGCCUGAGCUACAGCAUUGUUUUGAUGGUGACAUGCACCAUUUAUGCCAUCAAAAGCCGAGGUGUGCCAGAAAACUUUAAUGAGGCCAAGCCAAUUGGAUUUACUAUGUACACAACCUGCAUCAUCUGGUUGGCAUUUGUUCCAAUCUUUUUUGGAACAGCACAGUCAGCUGACAAGAUGUUUAUCCAAACCGCAACAUUGACCGUGUCUAUGAGUCUCAGUGCAUCAGUGUCCCUGGGCAUGCUGUAUGUUCCUAAGGUCUAUGUUAUCAUCUUUCACCCAGAACAGAAUGUACAAAAGCGGAAGAGAAGCUUUAAAGCAGUGGCCACUGCUGCCACCAUGUCCACCCGCCUGUCACAGAAGCUCAGUGACAAGCAGAAUGGUGACACAAGGGCUGAGGAGAAGAAGGUGGACAAUCCACUCACAAUGAGUUAUAUCAAUUAUAGCAACUUGGGAUUUAUAAACUGAACAUGACUACAGUCCCCACAGGGCAUAAACAUAAAAAAGAAGCAGAACUUAACUGGAAAACUCAAGCCUCACAAUAAACUCAAAAAAAGAAUUGAAAGAAGAGAUAAAUGAAGCAUAACUGCUUAUCUUUGGAUGGGCUUUAAAAAAUGUUGAGUGAUGUGAUGUACUCUGAAGCUGUGGAACAGUGUGGCAGGGCUCUCUGGCCGUGAUACUGGUGCUCACGAACAAUGCAGAUUAUCCUGCAGGUUUUGGCCUUACUGUCUUUUUACAGUAUCUCAUCAUUACUUCUACGCUUGGAAACGUAACAAUUAUUUAAAAAUCCUGAUUGGUUCGAUGAACAUCUUGCUCUAGGAUACAAAAGUACUACACGUGCGGAAAUCAGACGAGGAUCAUAACAUUAUUUUAGUUAAUUAAUUUACUAAAGUAUGGAUUGAACAGAAUGUAGCUGAAAAACUGGGCUUUCUUUUAGUUAAGUUAUAUUUUGGUAACCUUUGUUGCACGCUGUAAAUCAUUAAGAGAUGGGUUCAAGAAUGUGCAUCUCAUAAUUUAGUUUAGCAAUGAUUUGUGGAACACUAGCAGUCCUUGAAGUUUAUCUCAGACUUUUUAUAUUCUGGAGUUUUCCUUCUGAAACAGUCAUGACUAUGAGUAAUAACAAUAAGCCUUCAUUUUAUGAAAAAGAAAAAAAAUGGCAAGUGUGCACCCAUGUAUAACAGCAUAUAGUUUAUGGAUGUGUUUAUUUCUUCAUUUAUGUUUCUACAGGAUUUCAUUUUAGAUUUCAUGCUUUGUUUACUUAGAGUUUGUAUAAUGUCUGGCACGUUAAUAUUACUACAGUAGUUUUCUAUGAAAUAUAUUAAUGAUGUAUAAUAAGCAAAUAGAAGCGAAUAAUACAUGAUGCAUUAUUUAGCAAUGAGAUAAAAUGGUAGUGGUCGAUAAUGGAAACCUUUUGCACCUUUUAUAUUAUGUAGUAUAAAAAUGAACUGCAAUUGUCUCCAACAAAAUAAAUUGGACAUGUGCCACA